UUUUCCUUUGCUAUCAACUGCUUUGGUCUUAGAUUACUUUUGCAAUUACUGUUGUUGUUAUCUCUGUUAUUCAAUCUUUCAAGCAUUCUGUCUAAACUCUAUUUGUCUGCGUUUUAUUAUGUGAAACCUUAAUCUAGAUAUUCAGACAAGUCGUGGGUGGUACAAGUUUUGGGUUGGGUGAGAUAUGGCUAUAGCUUUUUCCAAUUUGUCUUGGUGGUUGUGGAGUGGAAAGCAUCAAGAUGCCAAAAUCCCCAAUGGGUCGUCUAUAAGUACUUCACCUGAUUUGGAUCUAUGGGAAUUGGAUAGUGUGAAAUUCCCAUUGGUUCAUCGGACAUAUACGGCCUCCUCAUCCAAUUCCAAACGGGGUAAAAGAAAAUGGCAUAGCCGUGAGGAAAGAAAAAUGAACAGGGAAUAUGAUGUUGUUUUGGUGCCAUCAGAUGGUGGAUGUGUUUCGGGGUCUGAGUCUGAUGAUUCAGAUUGGUCAAUAGGAUGGUUGGAGCCUCAUGGGCCUGGUUUCCAGAGUGAUGAUUAUGUAGAUGAUAGCUUUGCAGUGUUGGUUCCUUGCUAUAGACAUGGUUGUGAGGAUAUGGAGGACAAUUCGAAGGACAAGCUUUUGGACAACAUUGGGUACAUGUCGGAUACAUUUGCUGCUGCGCAGAGAACAAGAAGUAUAUGGAACAGUGGCUCUCUUCCCUGCAAAACAGCCGACAACCAGGGGCACCUAGAGUUGCAUAUUUAUCCUGAUUAUUCUACUCUUGCUGCAUCUUAGAAAACUGGAAGAACAAGUGUUAUGGUAAACAACGGGGAGAACUAAAAGAAAUCAAAAAAGGAAGAAAACAACAAAGAAACUCAAGAUUGUAUAAAACAAAGGGAAAAGGAGGAAAAAACAGUGUUCUCUGUUUAUCUCAACAUUGCUAGUAGACGAGGAUUAGCUUCUGUUGGGGUUUGAGGUUCGUUUCCUUGUUUAUUUGGUCCAGAGUUGGCCAAGAAGAAGUGGGCGUCAGUUGUCUUCACAAGGGUGUAGGGUGUAAUGUGAAUUUGCUGCAGAUGACAGAAAGAUGAAGCCAGAAGAAGAUAAAAGGUUGCUUGGGGUGUGCUUUCAUAUUCUUUGAUGUAAAUAAAAGUUGUACAUAUGAAAAGUAGGUCCAUGUUUCUUAUAUUCUCUGUUAAUAGAUCCAAUCCCCAGAGGUGGAGGAAAAAAAGGAGAAUAUAUUGCUGUAAAUAUUUGAGUCAAGUCUUAUGAAAUUGUUAAACUGUAAAUAACAUCUCUGAUGUCGAUUAAGUUACAGUUCUUUGGUUCUCCCAUUCGUACAAACAU
This is a messenger RNA of Ilex paraguariensis (yerba mate), 1318 nucleotides long. NCBI's taxonomy places the organism in Eukaryota, Viridiplantae, Streptophyta, Magnoliopsida, Aquifoliales, Aquifoliaceae. The record is from the annotation of a GenBank genome assembly.